Hemicordylus capensis (graceful crag lizard) is the source of this 3160-nucleotide messenger RNA. RefSeq names its product POU class 4 homeobox 2 (gene POU4F2). The transcript is spliced from 2 exons. Bases 382 to 1584 code for a protein of 400 amino acids. Gene Ontology annotation, biological process: regulation of transcription by RNA polymerase II. NCBI's taxonomy places the organism in Eukaryota, Metazoa, Chordata, Lepidosauria, Squamata, Cordylidae. Gene Ontology annotation, molecular function: RNA polymerase II cis-regulatory region sequence-specific DNA binding; DNA-binding transcription factor activity, RNA polymerase II-specific. The record is from RefSeq and is a predicted model, not a curated record.
GCGCAGAGGGGAGGGGGAGGCAGAGAAGCAGGACCCGGCGCUCGGGGGGUUGGAGAGGGAAGGGAAGGGACUUUCCCCAAAGAGUUGGGGGGUCUAGUGACAAGGCAGGGAGGGGGGCCGAGGCGAGUAAAAAGCCAGCGGCGAGGAGGCUGUAGGGGCAGUUUGACAGCAGAGAGUGGCAGCAACAGCAGCAGCAGGAGGAAGAGGAGGAGGAGGCUGCUCCAGAGGGGAGAGAUCCAGCGAGGCGCGCUCAGUCAGGACGGUGAGGCGGCAGCGGGAGCAGCAGCAGCAGCAGCAGCAACUUCGGCGUGAUUCCCCCGCCUCGCUCGCCUUCUCCUCUUCUUUCCUGCCGGCGCUCGGGCCCCCCAUCCGCCGGCCAGGAUGAUGAUGAUGUCCCUGAACAGCAAGCAGCCCUUCGCCAUGGCCCACGCCGGCGGCGGCGGCAGCCUGCACGAGCCCAAGUACUCGGCCCUGCACUCCGCCUCUCCCUGCACUUCCUCGGCCGCCGCCGCCGCGCCUUCGGCCAGCUCGCCCAGCAGCACCAUCGCCGGCAGUGCCAGAAGCAGCGCGCCCAGCAGCAGCAGCAGCACCAGCAGCAACAGCACCUCCGAGGCCAUGCGGCGCGCCUGCCUGCCCACCCCGCCGAGCAAUAUAUUCGGCGGUCUGGACGAGAGCCUGCUGGCCCGCGCUGAAGCCCUGGCUGCAGUGGACAUCGUCUCCCCCAGCAAAAGCCACCAUCACCACCCGCCGCACCAUAGCCCCUUCAAGCCCGACGCCACAUACCACACCAUGAACACCAUCCCUUGCACCUCGGCCGCCUCUUCAUCCUCGGUGCCCAUCUCGCACCCGUCCGCCUUGUCCGGCACGCACCACCACCACCACCAUCAUCACCACCACCACCAGCCUCACCAGGCGCUAGAAGGGGAACUCUUGGAGCACAUCACGCCGGGGCUGGCGCUGGGGGCCAUGACAGGCCCCGACGGCUCGGUGGUCUCCACGCCGGGCCACGCUCCCCACAUGGCCAGCAUGAACCCUAUGCAUCAGGCGGCUCUCAGCAUGGCCCACGCUCACGGGCUGCCCUCGCACAUGGGCUGCAUGAGCGACGUUGACGCAGACCCGCGGGAUUUGGAAGCCUUUGCCGAACGGUUCAAGCAGAGGAGGAUCAAGCUGGGGGUGACUCAGGCGGACGUGGGCUCAGCCCUGGCCAACCUCAAGAUCCCAGGGGUGGGAUCUCUGAGCCAAAGCACCAUUUGCAGGUUUGAGUCGCUCACCCUGUCCCACAACAACAUGAUCGCCCUCAAGCCCAUCUUGCAAGCGUGGCUGGAAGAGGCAGAGAAAUCACACCGAGAGAAGCUGACCAAGCCGGAACUCUUCAAUGGGGCAGAGAAGAAGAGGAAGCGCACCUCCAUCGCUGCGCCCGAAAAGAGGUCCCUGGAAGCUUACUUCGCGAUCCAGCCGCGUCCUUCCUCGGAAAAAAUAGCAGCUAUCGCGGAGAAACUGGACCUCAAGAAGAACGUGGUCCGGGUCUGGUUCUGUAACCAGAGACAGAAACAGAAACGGAUGAAAUAUUCCGCUGGGAUUUAAAGCCUUUGGACACCUUUCUGCUUUUAGAGCAAAUAAAACUAGAGCAUAGCAACAAGACCUUUCUUCCUCUCUCGUUCUGGGAGAGAAAGAGAUCAACAUUCAGAAAGAGAGCCAGAUUGAGAGACAUACACAGACAGACUGUGAGUGGAGAGGUAAAAUGUCAAGUUUAGAAAGUUGGCAGCGGAGAUAGCCUGGUUUGAAGGUUCAGCCUUGAACUGGCAUCAAAGAGACUGGUUUUGUGAAGGCAUAUAUGAAAUCUUUAUAAAAGACUGAAGACGUAUCAAGUAAGAGUUGUUUUUAUUCUUAAAGACAUCACCUUUGUUCAGAUGUAAGAGUACACUUUGCAGAUAUUUUUCAGGAAAAAAAAUAAACUGAGUAGAGACUGAAACUUUAAUCUAGUGUUGUUGACGCUUAUACCGUGAGAGAGGCAUCUCAAAAGUAUUUUGAUUUUUUAAAAAUAAGAUGGCAGGUUUUCUGCAAUUACACUGCAUAUUAUAAAUAUUAUAAAUAUAUAUAUUUUUACUGUGGUUAUUAUCCAUUUCCUUCUCUGAAGUGAUAAUGCUGAGGGGGAAAAGCUGGUCCUGCUGUGUUCACAGAUCUAUUAUUAGAUUACUGCCAAACAACCCCCUGUAAAUUAUUAAUUUAUCUCUCUAGUAACUUCAUUUUGUGCGCAUCCUAAUUAAUUGCACCUCUUUCAUCAAAGUCUUGAUAAAAGUAAAAGAAAAAAAGUAUGGUUAGUGUAAAUUAAUUAUUUUAUGUUGGUUGGUAGAGUUGAUGAACUUAAGCUUUUUUUCUUAUUAAAAAAAAAAACCCUUCCUUUUGGCCAUCUGUAUAUUGUCACUUGAAAUCAAGCUAUUUCUCUAGCAAGUAUUCUUAUUUGUAAGGCAUUCUCACUCUAUAGUGGCUGUCCUGCGCUGUUGUGUAGACUGACUCACUUGUCCAAGGAGGUAUUUGUUGACUGCGUUACAUAUUUAAUGGGGAUUCCCAGAUUGUUCCCACCACACGCUACUUAAAAAGACGCACUCUCGAGUAAGUGGCAGUGUGGUGGGAUUUGUUGAUUUAGGUUUGUUUUCAUCAAAGUAUUGUCUCUUCUGGAUUCCAACGCUAUUUCUCGUCAGUGUUCAGAUCUGCUAGUUACUCUUGAUUUCCUUUGAUUGCAAAAGGUUUGCGUUAUUUCUGAAGGUUUUGUUUGUAGAAAAUCCAAAAUGAUAUAUGUGUUGUGAGAGAGAGAGAAAGUGCGGGCAAGAGAGAGAUCGUGCACUGUUUGUAAAUCCACAUUGUUUGGUACAAUUCUUUUGGAACAACCCCUCCCCCCAAGGUACUUAGAUUGUGGUACCGCUGUGUAUUGCAAAUAAUUCAUUCAGAAUUGACGCACAUACAGUUAUAUUCUUACAGAUUUCGCUGUAUUGCUGUUACGUUUGAAGGCUAUUUGAAGUCUUACUUCUGUAUAUUAUAACAAUUUCUUUGUUUUUGUUAAUAGAAGGUUUAUUUAUUAUGGUACUGUAUUAAGUUAUUUAAAAUGUUGUUCAAUUGUCUUUCAUUAAAAAAAGAUUUUAACGUUUUAUUGACAAAAAUA